Messenger RNA from Priapulus caudatus, 4163 nucleotides. RefSeq names its product ras-related protein Rab-2A. Gene Ontology annotation, molecular function: GTP binding; GTPase activity. Gene Ontology annotation, cellular component: Golgi apparatus. Lineage: Eukaryota; Metazoa; Priapulida; Priapulimorpha; Priapulimorphida; Priapulidae. The record is from RefSeq and is a predicted model, not a curated record.
GCGAGACACAUUCACUCAUCUGACAACCUGGCUGGAAGACGCACGUCAACAUUCCAAUAGCAACAUGGUGAUUAUGCUCAUCGGAAACAAAACGGAUCUAGAGUCGAGGAGAGAUGUGAAGAAGGAAGAAGGCGAGGCAUUUGCGAGGGAGCAUGGACUCAUAUUCAUGGAGACGUCAGCGAAGACGGCGGCUAAUGUGGAAGAGGCCUUCAUUAAUACAGCAAAAGAAAUUUACGAGAAAAUCCAAGAGGGUGUUUUUGACAUCAACAAUGAGGCAAAUGGCAUCAAGAUCGGACCACAACACUCUCCCUCAAGUCCUCACGCCCCAUCAGGAAGUUUGGGACAACAAGCAGGAGGUGGUUGUUGCUAGGAGUACCCCUCCCCCCACCCCCCAUGACUCUCAAUAUCAGCUGUAUCCACGUGGAUCUGUUUCGCGGAGGCACCCUGACGCGUGCACAGACAGACGGUCGAUGGCAGGGUCAGUGAUAGGAGCCAUGUGCGCACACGUUGUGGGUGUUCACUUAUACUAUCUACCCAGAUGCUGAUGCUCAUGCUGGGAGAGAGAUCAUGUUUCCGCAGUUCACAAAUGGUCUUCUAUUGCGAAGUUAAUAAAUAAUAGUACAGAUAUAUACGCCUAAAUGCAUGCAGCUAUAUAGUGAUGACCCUAUGCUGUAUGGAAAAGUGAAAGGUGCCUGUUGUUGUAUGCAGGUGUGCGCACACGUCUGUGUUACAAUUAGGCGCGAGUGUGUGUUCGUUAUUGCCAUCAUGUCUAGUGUUGUUGUUGCUGUUAUUGUUGUGUUUUAAAUAGGUAGCAGAUAUUCCCAAGCUUAAUCCCUACGGCUGAGUAAUGGUAAUAACAGUUCUCAUAGCUCGUGUGUUGGAAGCACAUUAAGGUAGAUGGAGGAUCCUAGCAUCAAUCACACAAUACAUGACCAUUUACUGCUGUUAGUUCAAAGCCUUGUAAGACAUAUGCAAAAAAUAUGUGCGAUGCACGAUUCCUUGGUUAUUUGCCUUGUUUUUUGCCAAUCAAUAUCUGCGCUGAUUUUUGCUGAUUUUUGCUGAUCAAAUUUUGCGUGGCUGAGACCAGGUAUUCUUGAAUGAACGGAAAUGCUUAAACGAAUGCGCAAUUUAAUUUAUUCUAAGUUCCGGUUAUGAAAUGUUUAUGCUGUGUUGAGAGUGGAGGAUCUUGUUUGCUAGUCUUGCGGUGUAAAAGAAGUUGCCUUUGACAAUCAGCGUGCAUGUCCUCGCUCUGUGCUCUACUGACAUGGCGGACUCUGACAUGGCAUCACUGCAUUACUGCAUUGCAGACUGCAGUAGAUUCACAUAACUUCAUUACACAUUCGGCUUAUUCCGUUGAUUCUGACGAAAUCUAUGUAUCCCAUCAGAGCGAUACAAGAAUAACUGAGAUCAGUCACGCGAAGUUGUAGAUGGUGUCAUGUUUACGAUCGUUUAGUUUCGAGAGUAGCGGACAGCUAAUGUUUUGUUCUGUGUUAAAAUACUGUUGCCUCUUAUCUAUUUAUAUAUUACUGUGCUCUUAUUUAUCUUCAUCAACGCGACAUGAUAAGCUGGGAACCACCGAAACCGGCAGCUGGUGGGCGGAACGUGAAGAUCACAUUGACGUUCUCUCCUAGAUCCUUGAAGUAAAAUCCCUUUAUCUGGUCACAAUUUUGUACAACGGCAGCGGUGAGUUUUCUUGCUACAGACACAGAGUGGCCUUUUGAACCAAUACCAGGGAACUGGAUUUAUGUUCUUCUGCAUUUGAUGUUGUAGAAACGCAGGCGCACAUUAAAAACAUUCCGUCGGGGGAAGCUGCACGUAGUAAAGCUCUGAUGUACAUAGCAAGAGCCACUAUUUGUUACUGCAUGUAUUUCUAUAACGACUCUAUAACUUCGCUAUCCUCGUGAUGCGUGGGUCUAUGUGUGGUUGCCUUGACAACAGACUUCUGCUUAAUCCGACUUGUUUGCGAGAGCAUUCCGUCUUCCAGAAAUUCUCUGAAUCUUGUUCAUAUUAUUGCUUCUCUGAUCAUUUGUAAGGUUUAGAAAACAGUUAGUAGCUACCGAAAAGAUUGUUUUUAUUGAUCAAUUGUUAGAUUUAAUUUCAGCUAAGCUAUUUAGAUUAAAUCAUUAGCUGUAUUGUGAAUCCACAGAGUAUAGCUACAUAUAUAUUUGUCGGCAUGGGAGAAUAGCUGAUAUGUGAUGAAAGGACAUGGUUGGGGUGUGCGUUUGACAGUUGUGGCUAAAAUUGCUAGUGACAUUCUUAUAAUAUGAGUGGUGUGAACAAGGUAAUCAUAUUACCUUAUAUAUGUUAUAUAGUAUCAUCACGUAAACACGAGAAUCUAGGUACGCAUGAGGUAUCUAGCACAAUGUAUACAUGUAUAUCUUGAUUCAAUACAUACAUGAGGUUGUAUGAAUUCAGUUACGAUCUGUAUAUAUUGUACUGAAAUAGCGUUGUACGGCCCCUUCUAUUGCAAUUCGAAUUCAAUGACCAAAAAAAUAUUCGUAUAGGAAAAACUACUGCCUGUGCUAGCUGAUUCGAUCGCUAAAAACCUGAGCUGUGGUUUCGACUGAGCGCGUGAAAUAAAAUCCAUAACUUUUCUAGACGGUGCAGAAGCUUGCUUGUAAUUGUGAAGUCUCGUGGUGUCGUGGAUACGUCUUUAUCGCGUAGUUUUGUCGGUUCGGGGCUCAUCGAGUUCUCCACGCGCUUGGUUAGUACGAAACUCGGACCGCUCCACGUAUUUUGGUUGGUUAUUUUAUCACAGUGUACGGAGCAGGGCAAGUGUGCAAUGUGCAGCAGCUGGGAUGAGUUCUCUGCAGGCGAGACCGCUUCUCUUGAAAAUGUACUACAAAGGAGCAGAUCAAUUAGUUUGGCUAGACUAAUUAAUGUGCAUUUGGUGCGGUUAUAACGAUACGCGUGUGUUAUAGAUUCACUUCUCGUACUACUGAAUUCAGGAGUCUGUGUGUGUGUGUGUGUGUGUGCGUGCGUGCGUGCGUGCGUGCGUGCGUGCGUGCGUGCGUGCGUGCGUGCGUGCGUGUGUAUUGAGAUUCAAAGGUCGGUGGGGUAGGUUCCAGUCAGACCGGAUUAAAUGAGUGGUAUAUCCUGUGCACCCUUCUAUCGUAGACACCACUUGUUUUCAUUUAUUCCGAUGGCCGUAUCUCAGUGGAAAUAUAGUAUUUUCCCCGAAUUUCGUAGCCCCCUCUAACACUCGCGCGGCCUGUGCUGGUUUCGCACUGUGCCCCUGUAGCAUGGUUUACAGUUCUUCCUAUGACAAAUUUCCCAUCCUACAUUGUGUGUACGCAGCAUGGACAUGCCUGGCAGGGCGGGUUAUUAAUGUGACUCGGAUUUAAUCUUUAUUCGUCCAAGGUCGAGGAUGUUUGCUAUAAAGGUGGUAGGGGUAGUGGUAUAAAAUGUUACACCUUUCUUUAUUAUCCGGCUCUGAGCUCAACGGAAUGAACUGUUACGACCUUGAUGGUUUAUUGUUAGAGAGUUGUUGUCUAUCAACAGCAUUCACAUGUAACCAAAUCAGUUUAGCAUCGUACCAAGAGCUAAAAAAUACCUUUACUAUAUUAAUAUUAUUCGCUCGUAGGCAUAGCGUCAGUUUGCACAGAAAUAUAUUAUCGAUAGUUUACGAAUAUAUAUAUAUAAUAUGCACACGGUGAGUGAGGUAGUAUGGCUUCUUGCUUUGUGUAAGCACCCGAUGACCCUUGCUAGUGUAAAGUACAGAGCGCAGUGGCAGUCGUCUCCAGUUAAAGAGAAUGCCGCUAGCUUAUGAUGAGUGAUUCGUUUAUUGUAGCUUCUCUUAGAUCCCCCGCAGCAAAUCUUGGUUAAUGUGAAUGUGGCGUGCGACCAAACCGACCAGUUACUGCUGUUUAUAAGUGCCGAGCGGUUAUAGUAGAUAUGCGCUCUUGAUACUGUGUUAUCAUCGCCCGUCUAAAUGUAGUUUUUGGCGUUCAUCGGUUUCGCGUGCACAAACUGUGAAAGCCCCUCUCUCUCUGUGAUUUGCGUCCAAGAGACUAUUCAUGAUGCGGUGAACACCGGAACGCUUCAGCUAUUCAUGUAUUGACAUCCUGGGAUGUCUCGGCAAAUAUACCUAUCGGUUCAAUGGUGGUCUCUAGGUGGCGCCAGUGUACGUGCAGAUUAUAAUGAAAGUAAAGUGUCCGUUUUAA